AUGGACCCUGCCGUCACUGCCCUGGUGACCCAGGUGCUGCAUGACACCAUGCAGCAGCCCGCCGCGCAGCAGCACUUUAAUCACCCGGUGGACACCGUGCAGUACCCUGACUACCACCUUCUCGUCAAGGAGCCGGCCGACCUGGGGAGCAUCGCGGCGCGGCUGGCCUGCGGCGGCUUCAGCUCCCCCUCAGAGGUCGCGGCCGCGGUGGCCCGCGUCUGGACCGCCUGCCGCACCUACAACGACCCUGCCUCCGACAUCGUCCGCCUGGCGGGCGCGCUGGAGGCUGCCUUCGCCCAGGCCUGGGCGCGCACGGGCCUGCCGCACAGCAUGGCGACGUAUUCGGCCGGGUCGCGGGCGGGGCACCCGCUGCAGCGCUGCCUGACGGUGGUGGAGGCGGCGCUGGAGCGCGCCCCGGCCAGCGCCGGCCUGGCCGCCAUCCGCGACCGCCUCGCCCCAGGCCAGCGCAACGGCUGGGGCACGGUGGAGUACAAGUCCACGGCCGAGGUGCUGCGCGACCUGCGCGCCGCCAGCGCCGGGCCUGACCAGCCCGCCGUCGUGGCGGCCUGGGCGGCCGAGGGGCUGGGUGCCUGGGCGCCUGCCCCGGGGCCGACGGCGCAGGGGCAAGAAGCCCCGGCGCUGGGCUCGCCCACCGUCCCCUCGCCCCACUCCGGCUCGGAGGCGGGGCCCUGGUCGGCCUUUGGCGCGGCGGACGCCACGACGGCGGCGCCCAUCGAGGCCGACGGACCACCCGCGCCGCCGCCCGCCCAUACCGACUCGCUCCGCACCGGCAGCCUGACUUCCAGCCUGGACCUGUCCGGGGUCAAGCCGGGCGCACCCGGGCAUCGGGGCCGGGGCAAGGGACGCGCGCAGAAAGUGCUGGCCAAGGAGCGGGAGGCGAUGGCGGCGGCCCGCACGCUGCAGCGCAAGCGCGAGGCCGCCGCGGAGGCCGCGCUGCAGCUGCGCGAGGCCAUCGCGCUGGAGCAGGAGGCGCGCAAGUUUUGGGAGGAGGUGGCCGAGGUGCAUGCCCGCCUGCGCCAGCCGCCGGAGACCUCCACACAGGACGAGGCCUGGUCGCCGGGCGCGCGGUUCGUGCCCGCCACGUACACUGCCGACCAUGCCGCUGCACUGCAGCCGCGCUGGGACGCACUGCGGGAGGCGGGGGCGUACUGGGCGCACCGCUGCGCCUGGCAGCCGCGCCCCUGCGCGGCGUGA
This is a messenger RNA of Auxenochlorella protothecoides, 1215 nucleotides long. Its product is annotated as Transcription factor GTE11. Gene Ontology annotation, molecular function: protein binding. Lineage: Eukaryota; Viridiplantae; Chlorophyta; Trebouxiophyceae; Chlorellales; Chlorellaceae. Bases 1 to 1215 code for a protein of 404 amino acids. The record is from RefSeq and is a predicted model, not a curated record. The transcript has 6 exons.